AUGGGUGAAAUAGUUAUAUUCGGUGGGGAUUCCCACCCAGAAUUGGUCAAGAUGAUUUGUGAUAACCUAGCGAUCCACAGCUCUAAAGUACAAAUGGGUAAAUUUUCUAAUGGUGAGACUAGUGUUAGUGUUCGUGAAUCUGUACGUGAAAAAGAUGUUUAUGUGAUUCAGAGUGGAUGUGGCCAUGUAAAUGACACUUUUAUGGAACUGUUGAUUUUAAUCAGUGCUUGCAAGACCGCUAGUGCAUCUCGUGUCACUGCAGUGAUGCCCUAUUUCUGUUAUUCAAGACAACCUGAUAUACCCUACACUAACAAGGGUGCGCCAUUAAUUUCAAGAACUAGUGAAGAACGUUCUGAUGAAUUUAAUAAGUCUUUGUCUACCGGGCUGACUACUAGGAAACCAGGUGCUGAGAGUCCAUUCGAAGGUCCUGAAAGUUCGAUACGAUCUGAUGGUGGAAGAUCUGAGGAUUCCAAACCGUCAUCGUCUUCUUCUAACUCUACCUCGAAUUCUGAUGGUAUUAAGAAAUCCGUCUCAUUUUCACGUAUUCCAGUAAUCGCAGAUGGUAAGGACGCAGGUUCUACAAAGGCAGACGCAGGCGAAUUGUUUAACGCUCAAAAUGCAGGUUAUAAACUAUGGGUGGCUCAAGCGGGUACUCUGAUUGCUAAUCUUUUGACUACCGCUGGUGCUGACCAUGUAAUCACCAUGGAUUUACACGAUCCUCAGUUCCAAGGAUUCUUCGAUAUAUCGGUGGAUAACUUAUACUGUAAACCACUGGCUCAAAAGCAUAUCCAAUUUGGUAUCCCCAAUUACAAAGAAGCUGUGAUUGUUUCCCCCGAUGCAGGUGGUGCCAAAAGAGCUACCUCUAUUGCAGAUGCAUUAAAAUUAUCAUUUGCCCUAAUUCAUAAGGAAAGAAGGUCACAAUUACUAAAAGGCCCACCAGGUGCUACUCUAUCUUCAGGAGGCACUUUUUCCACAAAUCCCAAGCCACUAGUAUCCCAUCUGCAUUCUGCGGACAUGCAUCCAUCUAAUUCAGCUUCCAAAUAUGUGCAAACAACUAUGCUAGUUGGUGACGUUAGAAACAAAGUUUGCAUUAUUGUUGAUGAUUUGGUCGAUACCUCUUACACCAUUACUCGUGCAGCAAAACUUCUAAAGGAUCAAGGUGCAUCAAAAGUUUAUGCAUUAAUAACACAUGGUAUUUUUUCAGGUGAUGCCCUUUCAAGAAUCCGUCAAAGUGCUAUUGAUAAAUUAAUUGUCUCUAAUACAGUUCCCCAGCAUGAAACUGUUGCAUAUUUGGGUAAAGAUAAAGUUGACGUUAUGGACGUAUCAAGAAUUUUUGCGGAAGCAAUCAGAAGAGUCCAUAAUGGUGAAUCCAUCUCUAUGCUUUUUGAGCAUGGAUGGUAA
Molecule: messenger RNA, 1401 nt
Organism: Zygosaccharomyces rouxii
Lineage: Eukaryota; Fungi; Ascomycota; Saccharomycetes; Saccharomycetales; Saccharomycetaceae
Gene: PRS5
Product: ribose phosphate diphosphokinase subunit PRS5
Exons: 1
Coding region: 1-1401 (466 amino acids)
Biological process (GO): purine nucleotide biosynthetic process; 5-phosphoribose 1-diphosphate biosynthetic process
Cellular component (GO): ribose phosphate diphosphokinase complex; cytoplasm
Molecular function (GO): magnesium ion binding; ribose phosphate diphosphokinase activity
Source: RefSeq, a predicted model, not a curated record